This is a messenger RNA of Penicillium vulpinum, 2028 nucleotides long. RefSeq names its product transcription factor domain-containing protein. Gene Ontology annotation, molecular function: RNA polymerase II cis-regulatory region sequence-specific DNA binding; DNA-binding transcription factor activity, RNA polymerase II-specific; zinc ion binding. The record is from RefSeq and is a predicted model, not a curated record. Lineage: Eukaryota; Fungi; Ascomycota; Eurotiomycetes; Eurotiales; Aspergillaceae. Gene Ontology annotation, cellular component: nucleus. The transcript is spliced from 2 exons. Gene Ontology annotation, biological process: positive regulation of transcription from RNA polymerase II promoter by galactose; DNA-templated transcription. Bases 1 to 2028 code for a protein of 675 amino acids.
AUGCGGACCCUUUCCGCCCGCGUCCGUGAGCUUGAAUCCCCGGGUCCUGCUUCAGUCUCUAAUCCGUCGACUCCACCCACGGGGAGCCUGCACCGUAUCCUAAAUGCUCCUAAAUCUCCUACGUACGUCGGACCUACGAGUGCGGAGUUUGGCCUCACUCGCUCUCAAAGGUCCUUAUCCCCUCAAGCUGGCGACUGUGCCACAAUUGAUGAUCGCGGUGAGGAACUUGACCUAUCAACGGCUACCCCCAGUCCUGCGCCGUCGGAUAGAGGCAAAAAUUCUCAUAUUGGGCAUCCUUUGAGAAGCCUGGGCGCAGAUGAAACCUUGCGAUUAGUGCAGGUCUAUGAAGAUACAGUCGGUGUGAUGUACCCCUGUGUCGACUUGGAUGGAGUGCGAGCAUAUGUGCUCGAGUUCUAUCGCUCUUACGAUUCAGUCACUACAUCUUCAUCUGUAUUGUCAACGCAAACAGCCUCGGACCAGGAUUGGUUCUCUGCGCGCGAUGUCCAGGUGCUGAAAAUCCUGUUAGCGACCGCUCUACUAGUAGAAUCCCACGGUCGCAGUGAGCGUGCUGCCCAGCUGGCUGACAGUGUGGAGGAUCGAUUUGCCAGUAGGUUAAAAAUUGCUGAUGUUGAUAUGAAAGAAAUUCUCAUUCUGACCCUGUUGUCAAUUUUUCACUCUUAUCGCGACGAUGAAGUCAUCGCCGGGCGUUUGAUUGGUAUGGCGAUUCGAGGGAGUACAGAGCUAGGUCUUCAUCGUCAAGAGACCUGGCAAAAGACAGGAGGCGUUUUCCCGGGCGAAUUGGAAUGGACAUGGGCUAGCCGACUUUUCUGGUGCAUCUAUGUGUUAGAUCGCAAGUGCGCCUUUGGCACGGGUUUGCCUUUUGCCAUUCAAGAUUCUGAUAUUGACACCAACUUACCUGAGCCGGGCCAUUCUACCCCAUACCUGACUUGUAUGAUUUCUCACGCACGCCUGAGCACAAAGAUCUGGGGCCUGGUCGUCGGAUGGCCCAACCGGUCACAAGCGGCCACCUCAGAUGGUUGCGCUUAUUUGGACGCUCAGGUUCAACAAUGGAUCCAUUCCAUUCCGCACGAAUUGCGUUUUGAUCCAACUUGGCGCUCCCCCGCUGGAUCAGAGCACACCGAUCGAGCAAUGAUGCUUCAGGUUCUGCUUGCUUUACAGGCAAACCAGCUUCGAAUUCUUGUGUAUCGACAGAACUUGCUCAGCGAUGAGCGGAUAGCGGACAAUGUGACUGGUGCGUCGACGGCCGUAGAAACGGCGAAGAGCACCGUUCAUAUGCUAGACUAUUUCAGCCGGGUCUCAAGUAUAUACUUCCAGCGCCCAGAACCAUUCAACUAUUUUCUCUUAUCAGCCCUCGCCGCCCUCUUCCUGGCCGUUUUACAUGCCCCGGCGCGCUUCAGCCACGCCUGCCGGCCCGAAUUCUAUACUGCCGUGGACAUGGUUCGCCGCUCGGCAACCCGUGCCCGUACUUCUCGGAGAUUGCAAAAGGUUCUUCACAGUUUGAAACGGAUUCAAUUGAACCUUAGGUGGGAUAGUGAAACUGGCCGACAAUCAUCUAUUCAUCGAGCUCAUCCCCCAGAGACAUAUUCCAAGGAUGAGAAAGACACAUCUGGCCUUCAUUCACAUACUACAUCCCAAUAUAAGUUGAGCUCAUCGCGCGGCAUAUGGGAUACAACACCGGUAUCAUCCACAACAGACUCUGCUGUUGCACAUUAUACUCCCAGCCUCCAUCAAACAUCCGAGGCGACUACUCCUCAGCUCUCAUCUAAUGCUUUCUGGCCAUUGUCACCUGGUACAGUAGUUGGUCCUGAAUCCAAUGUCUGUGAAGACUUGAGCAGCUUUUUUGAAAUUGCAGGGGGGUUAUAUUUUGACCCUCGAGCUGGUUCGGACGGUGCCACCGGAGCAGAUGUGGGGUUGGCCCCUCCGGGUGACCCACGAUCACCCAAUGCGCUGGACGCCUUCCAUGCCGAGGAUGAGGCGUUGACACGAGUCAUGGCUGGUUUGCUGUAA